Pocillopora verrucosa is the source of this 1756-nucleotide messenger RNA. Its product is annotated as microtubule-associated protein RP/EB family member 1-like. Gene Ontology annotation, biological process: regulation of microtubule polymerization or depolymerization; spindle assembly; protein localization to microtubule. Gene Ontology annotation, cellular component: microtubule plus-end; cytoplasmic microtubule; microtubule organizing center. Gene Ontology annotation, molecular function: microtubule plus-end binding. The record is from RefSeq and is a predicted model, not a curated record. Lineage: Eukaryota; Metazoa; Cnidaria; Anthozoa; Scleractinia; Pocilloporidae.
GAACCAGUAUUGUCGUUUUCAACGAAAAUGGCGGCAAUAAACGUUCAUAGCACUAGUUGUACUACAGAUAAUCUUAGUAGACAUGACAUGCUGAAAUGGAUCAACGAGAGUCUGCAGCUUAAGUACACCAAAAUUGAACAACUAUGUUCCGGUGCUGCAUAUUGCCAGUUUAUGGAUAUGUUGUUCAUGGAUUGUGUAAAUAUGGCAAAGGUGAAGUUUGCAUCAAAUCAAGAACACGAAUUCAUAAAUAACUGGAAGAUAUUGCAAAAGGCGUUUAAGAAUGCUGGAGUUGAUAAGACGAUCCCAAUUGAAAAGUUAGUCAAAGGGAAGUUUCAAGAUAACUUUGAGUUUGUUCAGUGGUUCAAGAGGUUUUUUGAUGCAAACUAUAUCGGGCCUGAUCCUGAUUAUGAUCCUGUAGAAGCACGACAUGGAAAAACAGAUACUCCACAGAUUGCUCAGCCACGAAAAGGGUCAGGACAGCUUACCAGACCUGUGCAACCCCCAGCCAAAAAUCCGGCUCUCUCCAAAGGAAAUUUUAGUAAACCUACAGCAGGUGGUCCAGCCAGAAAUGGUGGAGCUUCUAGAGGUGGUGCAUCAGGACUUGGACGUCCAGCAGCACAAAGUUCGCGCACUGUAGGAGGGGCAGCACAGGGACCCCGUACUGGAGGAGCAGCUGGGGGGUCAUCUGCUGCAAUUGCACAGAAAGAUGCUCAAAUACAGGAACUUAAUAAUGAGCUCACUGCACUGCAACUGACAGUGGAAGGAUUAGAAAAAGAAAGAGAUUUCUACUUUGGCAAGUUACGAGAUAUUGAAGUCAAAUGCCAGGAAGAAGAUCCAGGCGCUAAUGUUGUCCAGAAGGUCUUGGAAAUUCUUUAUGCAACUGAGGAGGGUUUUGCUGCACCAGAGGAAGGUGGUAACAAUGAAGAAUAUGAAUAUAAUGAUGAACAAGAAGAGUACUAGACAGAAGAGACGUAUGCAGGAUCAGUUGUCAUCAGCAGACUUGCCAUCAACCAUAUUUUUUAAAAAUUAAAACUGUUUCUUGAGAUAACAUGCUAGGAGAUAAAGGGAACUUCUUCUGUUAUCUAAACUGAGAGUACUGAUCUCAAGUUUGCACCACUGGCUAUUUUGUAUUAUAAUAAUUAUUAUCAAAGAUUUUUCCAUGUAAACUGAAGGCUAGCUAAAAUGUAGGUGUGUUGAAACCCAGUUUCUGUGAUAGAGAGGUAAUGAAGGUUUUCUCUUCUUUUGACGUGUGAAAACAACUUGUUUAGUGAAAGAUGUCGCAGCUUUGUGCUCUAAAAGAUUUUUUAAGUUUUACUUCCUGCCAAAGACAUCAGGUGAUUCCUAAGCUACCAAGGAUAAUUUUUCCCUGCUUAACCCUUUCAUACUUGGAGAGACCAAAUAUAUGUUUCUCCUUACAAUAUUCAUAAAUUUCCAAGCAGAAAGGUGAUGAGAAAUUUUAAAAAAUCAACAACAGUACAUUGUAUGAUUGAACAAAAAGUUCUCUGAACUACACUUAUCAGAAAUGUCUGAAAGAGUGCAGACAAUUGAUAUUAAGAACCUGGGAGUGAAAAGAUUAAGCAGUUGAUGGGAAAACAAAAAUAAAAGAACUGUCUCCUAAAUUGGUGUUGAAAUUGUUAGGAACUUAAUGAAAACAAACUUGGAAUUAAAGAAUGUGCUACAUAUACUUCACUCAGAUUUGUGUCUGGUUAAAGUUAAUCCUUCUUGGUGAUCUUCAUAUUCAACCUCCUUGCAUUAA